Messenger RNA from Dromiciops gliroides (monito del monte), 2385 nucleotides. RefSeq names its product RFT1 homolog (gene RFT1). Bases 52 to 1707 code for a protein of 551 amino acids. NCBI's taxonomy places the organism in Eukaryota, Metazoa, Chordata, Mammalia, Microbiotheria, Microbiotheriidae. Gene Ontology annotation, biological process: dolichol-linked oligosaccharide biosynthetic process; glycolipid translocation. Gene Ontology annotation, cellular component: endoplasmic reticulum membrane. The record is from RefSeq and is a predicted model, not a curated record. The transcript is spliced from 13 exons.
GGGCGGUGCACGGCGUUUCCUGGUAACUGCCGGCGUGGGGACGCGGAGGCGAUGCGCGGCCCGGAGUUGCCGGGAGCCCCGGAGCCCCGGACUGGGUCAGAGGUGCUGGGCCAGGCCGCCCGGCUCGCUUCCUCGGGGCUCCUGCUGCAGGUGUUGUUUCGUUUCAUUACUUUUGGUUUGAAUGCAUUUACACUUCGAUUUCUUUCAAAGGAAAUAAUUGGGAUAGUAAAUGUAAGGUUAAUGUUACUUUACUCAACUGUCACCUUCUUAGCCAGAGAGGCAUUCCGAAGGGCAUGUCUGAGUGGGAGCACAAAUCGAAAUUGGAGCCAAACAAUCAACCUCUUAUGGCUAACAGUCCCCUUGGGUUUGUUUUGGUCCUUGUUCCUGGGUUGGGUCUGGUUCCAGAUCCUUGAAGUGCCCGAUCCUAAUGUAGUCCCAAGUUAUGGAGUCGGAGUGGCAGCGUUUGGUCUCUCUGCAAUGGUUGAACUCUUAGGAGAACCUUUCUGGGUCUUAGCACAAACACAUAUGUUGGUCAGGUUUAAGGUGAUUGCUGAAAGUCUGUCAAUAAUCCUCAAGUGUGUUUUGACAGCUGUUUUGGUCGUGUGGUUGCCUCAUUGGGGACUUUACAUCUUUUCUUUGGCCCAGCUUUUGUAUACCACUAUUUUGGUGUUAUGCUACGCCAUUCAAUUCAUGAAGUUAAUGAGUUCCCAAGAAUCAACCAAGAAGUCUCUUCCAAUCUCAAGAAUGACAGAUCUGUUACCUGGCACCACAGUAAAUGAGACUUUUGUUAAUUGGAAAGAAGCUAAAUUGACAUGGAGUUUCUUCAAACAAUCCUUCCUGAAACAGAUUUUGACAGAAGGUGAGCGGUAUGUGAUGACAUUUUUGAAUGUGUUAAAUUUUGGAGACCAAGGUGUUUAUGACAUAGUGAAUAACUUAGGCUCACUUGUGGCCAGAUUGGUUUUCCAGCCAAUAGAGGAGAGUUUUUACAUAUUCUUUGCUAAGGUUCUGGAAAGGGGAAAGAGUGUCAAGCUUCAAAAACAGGAGGAUAUUGCCAUGGCAGCAACAGUUUUAGAGUCCCUGCUGAAGCUUGUCCUUCUGAUUGGUCUGACCAUAACUGUUUUUGGCUAUUCCUAUUCUCAGUUGGCUUUGGAUAUUUAUGGAGGGUCCAUGCUUAGUACUGGGUCAGGUCCUGUUCUCCUUAAAUGCUAUUGUUUAUAUGUCCUCCUGCUUGCUGUAAAUGGUAUAACUGAAUGUUUCAUGUUUGCUGCUAUGAGCAAAGAGGAAGUGGACAGGUACAAUUUUAUUAUGCUGGCCCUGUCGUUCACAUUCUUGCUAUCUUCCUAUUUCCUGACCAAGUGGCAAGGCAGUGUGGGCUUCAUCUUUGCCAAUUGUUUUAACAUGGGAAUUCGAAUUGUACAAAGCAUAUGCCAUAUCUAUAAGUACUACAGAGAGAGUCCUCAUAGGCCGCUGGCAGGCCUGCUUCCUUCACCACUUCUAAUUGUGGUCUAUGUGCUCAGUGGAGUGGUUACUGGUGUUUCAGAGGCGUUUCUGUGUUGUGAGAGAGGCUGGCUGGCCAGGCUUCUGCACAUCCUUGUGGGGGCUUUGUGUUUGGGAGCUACCCUUGUGACUGUGUUUUUCACAGAGACCAAGCUGAUCUUCUUUAUUCGAACUCAGUUCCUACCCAAAUAUACCCAGAAAAAAACAUGAACGUAUAGGAGAACCAGUUCCUAUAUUUAGUUCUGAAGGCCUAUCAGAAUGGUUUGUGGUAUAAAGGCUCAUUUCCUGUUCAAAGGAAAAAUAUCACUGAGUGAGAAUCCACUGAGGUUCUGGUAUUAACAAAACUAUAAGUUUAUAAGAAACUAGAAAAUUGGAAUCCAUUGGGAAAUAAUAGACAUAAUAUUUGGUUUAUGUUUUCGAAUCUAUUUGGAGUCUUAAAUAUUAAUGAAGGAUAUAAUUUUUAAACAGAUCAGAAUAAUAAUGGAAUUUUCAAUUUUCUUUUUGUCAUUUUGUACUAAUUUGUGUUUUUUUUUUCUUGGCUGAUUCCUUUAUGGUGUGAUCUAGCUUAAUCCCAAAUGUAUAAUCCCUAUUUUCUCAAGAGUUGAGUAACUUAGGGUCCUCCAAAAGAGAUCUGAUCAUUUAAUUAUUCUUAAAAACACUUAAUUCAUUUCCCCAAGGAAGGAAGAAUACAGAGUUUUGCUUACAGAACAAAAACUAAAUAAGAUACUUGAGCAAUGCUUUUACUGAAAUUAGCCAUCAUUGUGGUAUUUUCUUUCAGAGAAGAACAAAUGUCAUUCAUCCCACAAGCCAGGAAAAAGAAACAUGUAAUCUUUCUGAGAAGUAUGUUUCUAAGAAGCUUGAAUUAUUAGGAAAUAAAGAGAAAUUCAA